CAGUUGAGUUGGGGCGGGGGAAACAAUUUGAGGAUACAGCCUUGGAUUUUUUUCCUGACGUUUUCUUCUGCUGUAGUGAUGCAGUCUCGGCGUGUUGCUGUUACUUUUCACUCUCCGCUGCCUGCUCGCUACUACUGGGGUUACUGAUUCGACUGAGCCGCUGGGGGAGAGCAGCUGCGGUGCCGCUGCCACGAGGGAUGAGCGGUUAGACCCGCAACGUGCAGGAGAGCGGAGGGCAGAGGCUGUCCCGGACACGGACUGGGCGAUAGCUGGCCAGGAGGGAUCGUCCCUGCAACUAACACAUUGAGCCCUCUGAAAAGCUUCACAGAUCUCGUCACAUUCUUAACUCCUGCAUAUAAACUGAGUAUACCAAUGCUUGUAUGGCAAACCGACAAUCGCUGGGAAUCAAUCCCUUGAAUCGUUACUGCACUUGGAAUGGCAAGUCCUUCUCUAAGCGAGUUGAAAUAAAUGCCUGUCUGCACCAUGUACCAGAUGUGGGAUGUGAUACUUUUGCAUGUCUGGAAAACACAACCUGUAAACUAGAUGACAACUCGUAUGAAAUCUGCAGAGACUUUCUUCAGAAUGCAGGCAACUUUGAUGUACAGGAAAAGCUAUUCAUCAAAGACUUCCUGAAGUGCAGUGCCAUUGGGAUCAAGUCCAGAUUCAGCAGCAGUGUUACCAGAUGUGCUGCAGUGCAAAGGAUCCUUGUUCAUGUGCAAGCAAAAUGUUACCAGGAACAUAACAUCUGUGCUGCAGCAAAAAGCAAUAUUGAUGCUUUAGUGAACAUGAUUGAUUUUAACAAGACCCACUUGAAUGGGGCAUACUUGGAAUAUGUGAAGUUCCUGUUUGACUGUGGUAAUGACAUUACUGUUGCCAUAAGAAUUCACCUAUAAUCUCAACUUGGUUCAUCUUUCAGCAUUUUGAGGCAAUUAUUACAAGAUUAUUGUACCAUAAUGGAGAAAACAACACCAUCUAUUUCUGAAGGACAUGUUCUACUAGAUGACAAUAGUACUGAAGGUGACAAUUGAAAAUGAGGAAACUGAGGAACCUAGAACUGGGUUUGUUUAAUAUGUGAAAUAUAGUAAUUGGGUGAGUGCUUUUGACUUGUUUACCUUGAAUGUCUGGUGUUAAUGAAUUUGAAGUCAUUAUCACCUGCAUGAUCAAAACUCCUUUAGUAUUUGAUGCUUGCUUCAUGUCACUAAUUUCCUUGGAUAUAGUUACUUGUGUACUAUCAUCAUGUGCCUCAGUUCUGAUUGAAUCUGUAAUUACUGCAUUAUAAGGACUAGAAAAGAUGUUGCACAAAUGUUUCCUUAUACAGCUUUAGUCUAUUAAACUUGUAAACCAAUAUCUUGUAUUUUUGGUUGAAUUCCUUUGCAGUGGUUCAAUUGGGAUUUUAGGAGUACAUGCAGUAAACCCUAUUCCAACAAAAGUCUAAGAUGAGCAUUUAAACUUUAGAAAGCCAUGCAGCUGGCAAAUGUGGGUUACUUUCAGUUGUCAAAAUGUUCAGGCUGCAACUGUG
Messenger RNA from Pristis pectinata (smalltooth sawfish), 1519 nucleotides. RefSeq names its product stanniocalcin-2-like. NCBI's taxonomy places the organism in Eukaryota, Metazoa, Chordata, Chondrichthyes, Rhinopristiformes, Pristidae. Gene Ontology annotation, cellular component: extracellular region. Gene Ontology annotation, molecular function: hormone activity. The transcript is spliced from 6 exons. Gene Ontology annotation, biological process: intracellular calcium ion homeostasis. Bases 381 to 893 code for a protein of 170 amino acids. The record is from RefSeq and is a predicted model, not a curated record.